Molecule: messenger RNA, 1236 nt
Organism: Adelges cooleyi (spruce gall adelgid)
Lineage: Eukaryota; Metazoa; Arthropoda; Insecta; Hemiptera; Adelgidae
Product: cathepsin B-like
Exons: 7
Coding region: 91-1167 (358 amino acids)
Biological process (GO): regulation of catalytic activity
Cellular component (GO): lysosome
Molecular function (GO): cysteine-type endopeptidase activity
Source: RefSeq, a predicted model, not a curated record
UUUAAUUUAAAACUAUUCACAUGCCUUCUGAUCAAUAAGAACAAAAGUUGUGUAGUUGUUAUUAUUUAAAUACAAUUAUUCAUCUUAACCAUGUCGAGAGUUUUUAUUUUGCUGUCCAUCGUUUUGGUCAGUAUUUAUCAAACUGAACAAGCACAUUUUCUCACCGACGAUUACAUUAAUCAAAUCAAUAACGAAGCAACAACAUGGAAGGCCGGUAAAAAUUUCCAUUCGGACACUCCCGUCGAGUACUUUAAAAGCAUGUUGGGAUCCAAAGGCGUUGGAUCAUCGUCGAACGGUCCGGUAAAGACCGCAGAUCCGAAUUAUGAAAAUAUCCAGUACAUUCCUCGAACGUUUGACGCGAGAAAAAAGUGGAAGAACUGUCAAACGGUCGGUCACAUCCGGGAUCAAGGACAGUGCGGCAGCUGUUGGGCACAUUCGACCACCAGCGCUUUUUCCGAUCGCUUAUGCAUAGCCACCGACGGAAAAUUCAACCAAUUGCUUUCGGUUGAUCAAUUGACCUUCUGUUGUUAUUAUUGCGGUUUUCAAUGUUUAGGCGGGUGGCCAAUCCAAGCCUGGAGGUACUUUAAACAUCACGGCAUUGUCACCGGAGGAGACUACGGAACCCACGAGGGUUGCAAACCAUACAGAGUACCGCCGUCUAAUGAUUACAAAAGAACAAGCAUCAUGGUCAGUACACAACCGGACCUAAUUGAUCCAGCCACAGUUACGGAGUCACCAGAAUUGUCCACAACGACAGAACAGGAACCAGAGGAAAAACACAGUUGCAAGCAUGAGUGUGACGGAGACACCAGCAUCAGUUACAAAGACAAUAUUUUCUAUACCCGAGACGCGUACCACCUUACACCUGCCAUGAUUCAAAAGGACGUGUUGGCUUACGGCCCAGUCGAAGCGUCAUUCAAAGUGUACGACGACUUCAUUAACUACAAAUCUGGCGUCUACGUGAAGACGGAAAACGCUACUUACAUGGGAGCAGGACAUUCCGUGAAAUUGAUCGGUUGGGGAGUCGAACGAGGAGUUCCUUACUGGUUAAUGGUUAACUCGUGGAAUUACCACUGGGGUGACUGGGGAACGUUCAAGAUCCGAAGAGGCACCAACGAGUGCGAAAUCGAAGACUCGGUGACAGGCGGUGUGCCUCUUACUUACUAAAAAAAAAUGUACACACUUCCUGUGAUCCGAAGUUAUACAACUUUUGUUGUAUUCUAAAUAUGUGGCAGU